GACAUUUCUGAUUUAACGUUUUUUCUGUGCUGUAACCUUAAAAUUUGAUAAAUAUAAAUUUAAUCCAGAAUGAACAAUAUUACCAGAAAGCUCUUAAUUGCUUCUAAUACAUAUUUUAAAUAUUUUUCUACAGAAAGCAAUGCCAAAAUAAAAGAUCUAGUCACUAAAUCCAAAGUAGUGUUGUUCAUGAAAGGAGUACCUGAACAACCAAGAUGUGGUUUUAGUAAUGCUGUAGUACAAAUUUUGAGAAUGCACGGUGUAAAGUAUGAAGCUCACGAUGUUUUACAAGAUGAUUCAUUGAGACAAGGCAUAAAAGAAUUUUCUAAUUGGCCCACUAUUCCUCAACUUUAUAUAAAUGGGGAGUUCAUUGGAGGUUGUGACAUCCUUUUAAAUAUGCAUCAAAGUGGCGAACUGAUUGAAACUCUUGAAAAGGUGGGCAUUGAUAGUGUCCUGAAGCAACCAAGUGAAGAGAAGAAAUGAGUUUAAUUUAGUAUGAAUAGGAGUUUAAUGUAAUAAAUUUAUUUGCUGUUGAA
Messenger RNA from Coccinella septempunctata (seven-spotted ladybird), 533 nucleotides. RefSeq names its product glutaredoxin-related protein 5, mitochondrial. The coding region runs from base 70 to 480 and encodes 136 amino acids. NCBI's taxonomy places the organism in Eukaryota, Metazoa, Arthropoda, Insecta, Coleoptera, Coccinellidae. The record is from RefSeq and is a predicted model, not a curated record. The transcript has 2 exons.